GACCUUUGGAGUUAUUCUGCUUAUGUAUCAUUUGGAUGUCUUUUAGGAGACUCUAGGCUCUAGUCCCAGUUAAGAGAAGUUAGAAAAUUGGAAGAAACAAAUAGAAAUCUAGAUUGCCACUACGAGGACACAAAAGAUGGCGAAUGCAAAGAAGUCACAGAUGAUGUCAAAGGCUCUACUGCAAAGAUCCAGCGUAUUCGAACUGCCGCUACAUAGACCAGGUCCUUGUGGGUCAAGUAUAACCUCCUUUGCCUGUGAGCCGAAACACAGCGAUCACGAUCCUCACCAUAGGCAACAGAAGAAGGUCCAAUUUGAGAAUACAUACCGCAUGGAGCCUGAGACGAGAUUCAAGAUAGAGACAGUACAGGAGAUUAUACGUGAGGUUCUACAAGAGAAUCUAAAGGAUAAAAUGUAUGAUCCCAUUGACUGUAGCUUGUUAUGUAAGGACCUUGCGCAAGAGAUUAAAGUCAAGGUAAAAGCGCUUGGAUUCGCCAGAUACAAGAUAAUAUCAUACGUCACAAUUGGGGAAAAGAAGGAACAGGGCAUGCGAUGUGGCAGUAGAAAUAUUUGGGAUGCAUCUAGGGACAAUUUUGCCAGUGGCAAUUUCGAGAACACAAGCCUCUGCGCGAUGGCAACAGUGUAUGCAAUUUAUUACGAAUAAAUUGUCGAAUUGAUGUUUCUUCAUAUGACAAUGAUAGAAAAUGCGGAUGGUGCCUAAAAAGUUCAGAGACGUUUCUAAAAAAAUAUUUUAAAAGUUAUUGUUUGUAAAAGUUUUAAUGGUAAUAAAAUGUAACUUUACAUUAUGAUUUUAAGAACAUAUAUAUUUGAGGUUCCUGGAAUUAGGCUACUGUAUCUUUGACUGCUAACUGACUGCUGGAAUAAACGUUCAAAGUCAUAUUCAUAAAUAAAAUGGAAAGGUCAUUAAUCUAAAUGCCAAGAGUAAUUUCUUAUUGCAGCAGAAAAGAUAUAUGAUGUUAUCAAAGAAAAGAUGAUUGCACAACGCAGACCAAAACACAUUACGUUUUUUUAUUAGUUUUUAUCAAUCGAACAAAGUAAUGAAAUCAUU
Owenia fusiformis is the source of this 1066-nucleotide messenger RNA. The record is from the annotation of a GenBank genome assembly. Lineage: Eukaryota; Metazoa; Annelida; Polychaeta; Sabellida; Oweniidae.